Daldinia childiae is the source of this 3075-nucleotide messenger RNA. RefSeq lists its product as uncharacterized. Gene Ontology annotation, molecular function: serine-type endopeptidase activity; protein binding. Bases 1 to 3075 code for a protein of 1024 amino acids. The record is from RefSeq and is a predicted model, not a curated record. Lineage: Eukaryota; Fungi; Ascomycota; Sordariomycetes; Xylariales; Hypoxylaceae. The transcript has 4 exons. Gene Ontology annotation, biological process: proteolysis.
AUGAAUGGAUCAAGUCCAACCUCGCGCUCUAAGCGCAAAGCUCCCUUCUCCCCCGACGAGCACGGUCGUCUUCAUAAACACCUUCGACCCGCAAACCGAAAGCUAUCUCCGAGCGAAAAUACACCAGAUACUGAAUUACCAAGCUUUAUGGAAAGCGAUAUGGCUACAGACGAAGAACUAGUACCUUACCCCCCACAAGCUGUGCCUGACACGGCAGAAUGGCAGGCUACCAUAGAGAAGGUCGUUAGGAAUGUUGUCUCUAUUCGUUUUUGCCAGACCUGUUCCUUCGACACAGAUGCUGCAUGCGCCAGUGAAGCCACUGGAUUUGUCGUUGAUGCUGAGAAAGGAUAUAUCCUUACAAAUAGACAUGUUGUCGGUGCGGGACCAUUCUGGGGUUAUGUUGUAUUCGACAACCAUGAGGAAGUCGAUGCGUACCCCGUCUACCGAGACCCCGUUCACGACUUCGGCAUUUUGCGCUUCGACCCCAAAGCCAUCAAAUACAUGCCUGUUUCGGCCCUCCAUAUCCGCCCGGAUCUAGCAAAAGUUGGUGUGGAAAUAAGAGUUGUUGGAAACGAUGCUGGCGAAAAGCUUAGUAUCCUUUCCGGUGUCAUUAGCCGGUUAGACCGCAAUGCCCCCGAAUAUGGCGAGGGUUAUAGCGAUUUUAAUACCAAUUACUAUCAAGCUAAUGCUGCCGCCAGCGGUGGUAGCUCUGGCAGCCCGGUCGUCAAUAUCGAUGGUUUUGCUAUAGCACUGCAAGCUGGUGGGAGAUCUGAUGGCGCAUCAACCGACUAUUUCCUACCCCUCGACCGACCUUUAAGGGCCCUUCGCUGUAUACAGGAAGGGCGGCCAGUUGAGCGGGGCACUAUCCAGUGUCAAUUCCUUAUGAAGCCAUUUGAUGAGUGUCGUAGGCUUGGCCUAACGCCAAAUUGGGAGAAGGCGGUUCGGGAGACAUUUCCUAAGGAGACCAAUAUGCUUGUUGCUGAGAUAGUUCUUCCUGAAGGCCCUUCUCACAAUAAGAUCGAGGAGGGAGACGUGCUCCUAAAGGUAAAUGGUGAGAUGAUCACCCAAUUUAUUCGGCUAGAUGACAUCUUAGACUCGAGCGUUGGCAAACCUAUCCAGGUGACUCUACAACGAGGAGGUGAAGAUAUCGAUAUCGAUAUCCAAGUCGGCGAUCUUCAUGCAAUCACGCCAGACCGUUUUGUAACUGUCUCUGGGGCUAGCAUUCAUAAUCUAUCCUAUCAGCAGGCACGACUCUACGGAGUAGCUAUUGAAGGUGGCGGUGUCUUCGUUUGUGAAUCCACUGGUUCUUUCCGUUUCGAUAGUGCAGAUAACGGCUGGAUGAUCCAAAGCGUUGACCAGAAGAAGACACCUAACCUAAAUGCUUUUAUCGAUGUCGUGAAGCAGAUCCCUGACAAGAAGCGUGUUGUAGUUACAUAUAAACACCUUCGGGAUCUCCACAGCCUCAAUACCACAAUCAUUAAUGUCGACCGACAUUGGUCUGCUAAGAUGCGGCAGGCUACGCGAAACGAUACAACUGGGUUAUGGGACUUUGAGGAUAUUGCCGAUGCCCUACCCCCUGUACCUCCAGUACGCCGCAAGGGUGCUUUUAUCCAGCUGGAGCACACAUCACACCCCGCUGUAGCUGAUUUAGUCCGCAGCUUUGUGCGUGUAGGCUGUACAAUGCCUCUCAAGCUGGAUGGAUUUCCCAGGAACAGGAAGUGGGGAAUGGGUUUGGUGAUCGACGCCGAGAAGGGGUUAGUGAUUAUCUCAAGAGCAGUCAUUCCUUACGACUUGUGCGAUAUUUGGAUUACAAUCGCCGACUCCAUCGUUGUUGAAGGCAAAGUUAUCUUCAUGCAUCCACUCCAGAAUUACGCCAUUAUCAAGUAUGAUCCAGCGCUCGUUGAUGCACCAGUGUUAAGCGCAAGGCUCAGUAAAGAUAACAUCACGCAAGGAGCAUCGACAACUUUUAUUGGAUAUAACAGGAGUGGCCGAAUCGUGCACGCCGCCACCACAGUUACUGAGAUAACUACGGUAGCUAUUCCUGCUAACUCGGGCGCACCGAGGUAUCGGGCUACCAACGUCGAUGCAAUCACUGUAGACACUAAUCUUAGUGGUCAAUGUGGAAGCGGAGUGCUCGUCGACAAGGAUGGCACUGUACAAGCCUUGUGGUUGACUUAUCUAGGUGAAAGGUCCUCUGGGUCGAGAGACGAAGAGUAUCACCUGGGGCUUGCUGCUCCAACUCUAUUACAUGUUGUAUCACAAAUUCAGCAAGGUCAAGACCCUAAGCUGCGUAUGUUGCCCAUGGAGUUCCGGCCCGUUGCCAUGUCCCAAGCUCGCGUCAUGGGCGUCUCUGAGGAUUGGAUACACAAAGUCUUCUCGGCCAACAAACACAGCCAUCAGCUAUUUAUGGUCUCUAAAUGUACUUUUGAGCGUGACAACCGCCCCGUCGUCUUGCUCGAAGGUGAUAUAAUCCUGACCCUCAACGGGAAGAUCAUUACCCGUGUAUCAGAGCUGGAUGUCAUGUAUUCGCAUGAGGUACUCGAAGCUGUUAUCGUCCGAGAAAGUCAAGAGAUGCAUCUCCAAGUUCCAACGUCACCAGCUGACAAUAUAGAAACGAACCAUGCCAUUUCGUUCUGUGGUGCUAUCCUUCACGUCCCCCAUCUUGCGGUUAGGCAACAAAUAAGUAAGCUCGCCAGUGAGGUAUACGUGUCCGCUCGGAGUAGAGGUUCACCUGCAUAUCAAUACGGACUUGCACCAACCAACUUCAUCACACAUGUCAACGGCAAGCCAACACCGGAUCUCAAGACUUUCCUAGAGAAUGUAGUUAAGAUCCCGGACAAUACUUAUUUCCGAUUAAAGGCCAUGACUUUUGAUAACCAACCAUGGAUUAUCACGAUGAAAAAGAACGAACAUUACUUCCCGACAAUGGAGUGGAUAAAGGACGGCUCAGAACCGUGCGGCUGGCGACGCAUCACUUACGAGAGCGGCAAGGCUGUGGAGGGCGAGCCUACGGAUGGGAUUCUCCCAGUACAGGAUGGGGAAGACGUUGACGAUAUGGAUGACGGUGGAAUCUAA